Messenger RNA from Ylistrum balloti, 1374 nucleotides. RefSeq names its product neuronal acetylcholine receptor subunit alpha-6-like. Bases 1 to 1374 code for a protein of 457 amino acids. Gene Ontology annotation, cellular component: synapse; neuron projection; membrane. Gene Ontology annotation, biological process: regulation of membrane potential; chemical synaptic transmission; signal transduction. Gene Ontology annotation, molecular function: transmembrane signaling receptor activity; neurotransmitter receptor activity; extracellular ligand-gated monoatomic ion channel activity. NCBI's taxonomy places the organism in Eukaryota, Metazoa, Mollusca, Bivalvia, Pectinida, Pectinidae. The transcript has a single exon. The record is from RefSeq and is a predicted model, not a curated record.
AUGAUCGGACCGUCAAAGACCGUCAAUGUUGUGAGCGUCGUAGUGUUGACGUUAUUGUUGAUGACGUCAUUAGUUUGGGGUGCUUCUAUGACCGAUGUCACACAAUUACAGUCGGAUCUUCUUACAGGUUACAAUAAGUACGUCUGGCCUGCUGAAGACAUCUACCAACCAGUCUAUGUCAACAUCACGUUUUUCCUGGUUGGAAUAAGAGAUUUCGAUGAAGUGACUGGAAAAUUUGCUGUGACGUCAUUCAUGUCUGUCACGUGGGUGGACCGUCGUAUGACAUGGAACCCUUUUGCGUAUAACUCCACGUUUUAUCUUCCUUUUAACGGAAAGCAGGUCUGGAAACCAAAUAUCAUUCUGGUCAACCCAUUCACUUCCGUAGGUAAAGUCGGUGAAGACUUCAUGGAGAUUCGAUAUGACUUCCAGGGUAAUGCCAAUUGGUCUCCUGGUGACGUCAUGAGUAGCGCGUGUGACAUUGAUGUUACGUAUUAUCCAUUUGACACACAGAAAUGUCUUUUGCGCAUUAUGCCAUGGGGGGCACCUAGCUCAGAACUCGUGUUCCUUUCUUCUGUCGAAAAGGCCGACCUCACGUUUUAUUCAACCCAUGGUACAUGGGAACUAAUUUCAACUAAAACAGAAUCAGUUGUGGCUGGUGGCCUGUCUUACUACAAUGUGGAAAUAACCAUGAAAAGAAGGCCCUUGUUUUUCGUUGUGAACGUUGUUUUACCUAUCCUGUUCAUGGCCUUCCUGAAUUCUCUCGUCUUUGUCCUACCUGUUGAUAGUGGCGAGCGGGUUUCGUAUGCCAUUACUGUCCUGCUUGCCAUAGCGGUCUUCUUGACUCUUGUCGGUGACAACUUGCCGAAGACCUCACAGCCAAUGUCCAUACUCUGCUACUUUCUCUUAGCAGACCUUGUGAUGAGUUCUUUCGUUUCUAUAAUCACGAUCCUGGGAUUGCGAGUGUACUAUAUCAACGACCGUCCUGUGCCAGGCUGGAUUUGCCGCGUGGUCGUCUGCCUCAGCUGCGGAUCGAACCGCAAACGGAAUUCAACAGAACGUGUCACACCGUCACCGGAUACAUUGUCAUCUCCCCAUCUGAAAUUUGAUAAUGUAGACGAAAAGAAACGUCCGAAGAGCAGGAAAAUUGCAACCGGAAAGCAACAGAUUACGACAGUGAUGAGUGUGAAAUCUCGACAGUCCGAUAUAAGUAUAUUUGACGAAAAACCGGAAGUUCAAUCAUUGGAAGUUGACGAAGAACCACCCGUGACAUGGAAACAUGUGAACCACGCCAUCGACAAAAUCACAUUUGUGUUCUGUUUGAUUUGGAUGUUUGUGAUAUGUCUUGCAUUUUUUAUUACGGUAUCAAAUGCAUAA